AUGUCGAGAUCGUGGUCGGCGACGUUGAGAUUACCAAAAUCCACGUUUCCCCCGAGACCUCUCCCUACUGUCCGGGAUCAGUAUAUCAAGCGAUGUGCUGACGAUCUCUACCAAUGGCAGAAGGAAAACCGGCCCCCCGAUGACGAUUUUGUCCUUCACGAUGGCCCGCCUUACGCCAAUGGCAACCUUCAUGUAGGCCAUGCCUUGAACAAGAUCCUGAAGGACAUGGUCCUGAGGGUCAAACUAUCGCAAGGCCGAAGAGUAGAUUACAUCCCGGGAUGGGACUGUCACGGUCUCCCCAUCGAGCUCAAAGCUCUAGAAAAAUGGGGCACUAAGCUUGAACCAGCGCAGCUCCGGCAAAGGGCUCGAGAACUAGCCGAGUCCAAUGUCCUGAAGCAGAUGCACGACUUUAGGUCGUACGGUGUUAUGGCGGACUGGGAUCAGAAGUGGACGACGAUGGAUCUACAUUUCGAGAUACGACAGCUCCGUCUGUUCCGGGAAAUGUUCAGGAGAAGUCUCAUCUCCCGCAGAUUCAAGCCUGUUUACUGGUCGCCCUCCUCAAAGACGGCUUUGGCUGAAGCCGAGUUGGAAUACCGCAACAAUCACGUUUCAAAGGCUGCUUGGGUCAGGUUUCCUAUCACUGAAGAAUGGAGAAACCUCCCUCGGUUCCAAUGUCUCAAUGACAUAGAGGGGCCGCUGUAUGCCGUGAUCUGGACGACGACGCCAUGGACGCUUCCCGCCAACAGAGCGAUCGCUGUCCGAGAGGAAAUGCAAUAUGAUUUCGUUCACUACAAGGGCACUAGCCUGCUGGUAGCCCAGAAUCUACUCGACACUCUCAUCUCUAAACUCGGCGCGAAGGAGGAUUUCGAGGUUUUGGGAACAUUCAAGGGUGGGGACUUAACUGCCUUGAAGUACACCAACCGACUCCGGGGUAAGACCGCUCCACCACAACCGAUAAUACACGCCGACUUCGUGACAGCGGACUCGGGGUCUGGAUUAGUACAUCUCGCUCCUGGCCACGGAUUCGACGACUAUGAAGUAUGCCGGGCCCAUGGCAUACCUGCGGCCACCUCCAUAGAUGACGAAGGAAAGUUCACCGCAGAGGCCUUCCCUGAUGCCCCUGAACUAUUACAGUCGGCUCCAUCCGUGAUAGAGGGUGGCGGCCAAAAUGUUCUUGACCUUCUCAAACCAUACGGCGACGUCUUACUAGUGGAGAAAUACGUGCACAAGUAUCCUUACGACUGGCGAACGAAGAAGCCAGUCGUGAUCCGAGCUACCGAGCAAUGGUUCGCUAGUGUGGCAUCUAUCAAAAAAGAAGCCGUCAAGGCCAUCAACAAGAUCCGCUGCUUUCCCGAGACAGGUCGAAGUAGGCUUAAGAGUUUCGUCCAAGGCCGAAGCGAGUGGUGCAUAUCGCGCCAGCGUGCCUGGGGAGUUCCUAUCCCGGUUUUGUAUGACGAGAAGGGAGCGGUUGUGGCGGACCUUCGUGUGAUCAGCCAUAUCAUCUCUGUGAUUGAAGGGCGAGGUAGUAGCGAUUCUUGGUGGGAGGAUCCCCCGGACAGCCAAGACUGGGUACCGAGCGAGAUAAGGAACAAAGGGAUAUAUCGGCGAGGCAGGGACACCAUGGAUGUAUGGUUCGACAGCGGCAGCAGUUGGACCAUGAUGAAGGGCCGUGCGAAUGUAUAUUUAGAGGGGUCCGACCAACAUCGUGGUUGGUUCCAGUCUAGUCUCCUCACGCGAAUCGCCGUAGUCGCUGAAAAGAACGAGAAGGGAGCCCCUUUCAAACAGUUGAUCACCCAUGGCUUUACCCUGGAUCAACACGGCAAGAAGAUGUCCAAGUCUCUGGGAAAUAUCAUAGAGCCGCAGCAGGUCAUGGACGGUUCUCUCCUACCACCCAUCAAACCGAAGAAAGGCAAGACAGGGUCUCCAGGAUCACCCACUUUCGAUGCAUUAGGCCCAGAUGCUCUUAGAUUAUGGGCUGCAAGCAGCGACUAUACCCGAGAUGUGACUAUUGGUGUUCCCGUUCUCGGCGCUAUCCAUAUAGCACUGAUCAAAUACCGCACUACCAUCAAGAUGCUUCUAGGCUCACUACACGAAUCCGCUAGAACUUCACCUCUAACCACGGCGGAUCAUAUUGCCAUUAUACAGAUAGAGGAUACGAUGCAAGAAGUGCUCCAUUCAUUCAGAAAGCACGAAUUCUUCAAGGGAUUCGCCGCCUUGAAUCGGUGGAUAACGAACGACUUGUCGGCUUUCUAUAUUGAAGCCUCCAAGGAUCGACUAUAUUGUGGCGACGGAGGAGGCGUCCUCGAACCUUUGUUGACUGGAUUCCUGCGUAUGUUGGCACCAAUGACACCGUUACUGGUUGAAGAGGCGUGGGACCACCGCCCCGAGUGGAUGAAGAACGACUCAUCUUUGGUCCAUCCUUUCCACCAACUUUACAAGGACCCUAUUAUUGAUAAGACGCGUCUCACCCGUGAUUUAGACGUCUUACGGAAACACUUACCAGUGCUCAUGUCCGCCCACGCAGCCAUAAAAUCCGGACUGGAGGCCGCGCGAACUGACAAAGUCUUGGGAUCGUCGCUCCAGUGUUCAGUCAUCAUCACUGUUUCAGACCCCGCUGUUCCAGACCCCGCCAUAAAAAAACCCGCCAAAAAAGAACCCGCCAUAAAAGACGCGCUGGAGGCUUACGCUGACGAGCUAGAUGGCAUGUUCGUCGUCUCCUCGGUCGAGCUCAACGCCACCGUCCCGGAUGACGCAGCGUGGUCUUACGUUCGGGACUUCGAGGUGGAAAGUGGCAAGGGAACCGUAGUGGUUCUGCCGCCGAAGCAGGCGAAGUGCCCCCGUUGCUGGCGCUAUGUUGCGCCGGCAGAGGACCAGCCGUGCCAGCGGUGCGAGGAGGUGGUGGCCAAUAACCCUGUAGAAUAG
This is a messenger RNA of Hypoxylon fragiforme, 2922 nucleotides long. Its product is annotated as isoleucyl-tRNA synthetase. Gene Ontology annotation, molecular function: ATP binding; tRNA binding; aminoacyl-tRNA deacylase activity. Gene Ontology annotation, biological process: isoleucyl-tRNA aminoacylation. NCBI's taxonomy places the organism in Eukaryota, Fungi, Ascomycota, Sordariomycetes, Xylariales, Hypoxylaceae. The transcript has 4 exons. Bases 1 to 2922 code for a protein of 973 amino acids. The record is from RefSeq and is a predicted model, not a curated record. Gene Ontology annotation, cellular component: cytosol.